Onychostoma macrolepis is the source of this 1235-nucleotide messenger RNA. RefSeq names its product 5-hydroxymethylcytosine binding, ES cell specific (gene hmces). Gene Ontology annotation, biological process: DNA damage response. NCBI's taxonomy places the organism in Eukaryota, Metazoa, Chordata, Actinopteri, Cypriniformes, Cyprinidae. The record is from RefSeq and is a predicted model, not a curated record. Gene Ontology annotation, molecular function: single-stranded DNA binding.
AAAGCUUUGGUUUGAAUCGUUAUGACUGGUUGUUCUAACAGAGGGCGCCAUUUCGUGUUGUUUACACACUUGUUCAGUGAACAGUACCAUCGUUGCUCUCUGCUCUUACAUCUUUUACCUCAGAAUAAGGACUUGUUGCGCUGGUUUGGCAUGUGCCAGAAUGUGUGGGAGAACAGCUUGCACUCUUGCGCCGAAUGAGCUCAGUCAUGCGGCUCACUAUCGGGACAGGACAGGACAACCACACAGGCCCCGAUGGAAGGACGGAGACGCUGACAAAUACCGGCCAUCAUACAACAAGAGUCCUCAGUCCUUCAGCCCUGUACUGCUGUCCAACAGACACUUCAACAAGGAUGCCCCGGUGGAUGAGUGUGUGUUGGCAGCGAUGCGCUGGGGUCUCGUCCCGGCGUGGUUCAGAGAGAAUGACCCCAGUAAGAUGCAGUACAACACCUCUAACUGUCGCAGUGAGAGCCUGCUAGAAAAGAAGUCUUACAAGGAUCCUCUUCUGAAAGGACAGCGCUGUGUCAUUCUAGCCGAUGGCUUCUAUGAAUGGAGGCGAACGGAGAAAGAGAAACAGCCUUUCUUCAUUUACUUCCCUCAAAGCCAAGGAGGUCAAGUGCCUAGUCAACAAAAUAUACAGAAAACAAAAAGUGACCAAAGUUUGGACCAAGGAGAGAGUGAUCAGGACGAUAGUAACUGGACAGGGUGGCGUCUGCUGACAAUAGCAGGGCUCUUUGACUCCUGGACUCCUCCUUGUGGUGGAGAGACGUUGUAUACUUACACUGUUAUUACUGUAGACUCCUGUCCGAAUCUUCAAAGCAUCCAUGACAGGAUGCCGGCUGUGCUGGACGGAGAGGAUGAGGUAAGACGGUGGUUAGACUUUGGAGAAGUAAAGUCACUGGAAGCAAUGAAAUUACUGCAGCCAAAGUCCUCCUUAACCUUUCACCCCGUCUCCUCAUUGGUCAACAUCCGCAACAACUCCCCAGAGUGUCUGCAGCCUGUAGACCCCACAGUUAAGAAGACCGUUCAACCUACAGCCAGCAGUAAAAUGAUGAUGAGCUGGCUGAAAACUGCCUCGCCCACUAAGAGGAAGAAUCCUGAUGAAGACACUUCAGCUAAAGCACCUGAAGAAAAGCCUGCAGCAGAGAAGCAAACCAAGCCGGCUGGGCCUCUCCAGCAGUGGCUGCUGGGAUCGGGUUCCAGCAAGAAACCAAGAACUUGAAAACAGAAUCACCAUG